Letharia columbiana is the source of this 771-nucleotide messenger RNA. RefSeq lists its product as uncharacterized. The transcript is spliced from 2 exons. The record is from RefSeq and is a predicted model, not a curated record. NCBI's taxonomy places the organism in Eukaryota, Fungi, Ascomycota, Lecanoromycetes, Lecanorales, Parmeliaceae. The coding region runs from base 1 to 771 and encodes 256 amino acids.
AUGAUUCAACGUUCGGUUGUGAAGGGUUCAAUUCUCUUCAAGAUCGGUAACCGUCAUGGUGGUCACCAGUCUCAGGCCACUACCAUAUUCGGAAUCUCGGACGCCCGAUAUCCCGUGGCCAAAUCGCGACUAGUGCUCAUAUUAGCUCCGAGGUUAUCAAUGCCAGUCAGGGAGCACCUCAUUCCAGACAGAAUACAUAAAGGAAGGGAAGCAUCCCUGAGACGAGAUGGCAUCGAUCUACAAGUCCAGCUUGGCCCCGCAACUCCUCUCGGCUCGCCUGUACACCAGAACCGAAAGCAAACCCCCACCAUGACCGUCUCUCGGCAAAGACAAACGGCCGAGGCAGUAGUGGCAGCAUUCAACAACAUGGACGUCGAUAGCAUCAUAGCUCACCGCAGUCCGGACUGCCUCCGCCAUUUCAUACCCAAAUCGUUAGGCUUUUCGCCGCAAAACAACGCCACAUAUGGCGACUCGUUACACCAGCUGUCCGGUAUCUUCCACAACUUUUCAUGCACCGUCAACGACCUGCUCGAAGACAAACAAGCCAACCGCAUCUGCUUAUACCUGAGCGCCCGAGGCGAUACGGUGGCCGGAGAGUAUGUGAAUGAGUACAUGUGGCUGCUCGAUUUCGAUGAGAGUGGCGAGAAGAUCACUUGCUCGAAGGAGUACUCGGAUACAGUGUUAGCGCGAGAUUUCUUCCCGAAGCUCAAGGCUGCCAUGAUUGAGCGGCGUGGGCGGUCGGCCGGUCAAGAUGGCACGCUGAAAGAGUGA